Messenger RNA from Leopardus geoffroyi (Geoffroy's cat), 4175 nucleotides. RefSeq names its product centromere protein O (gene CENPO). The record is from RefSeq and is a predicted model, not a curated record. Gene Ontology annotation, cellular component: Mis6-Sim4 complex; kinetochore. NCBI's taxonomy places the organism in Eukaryota, Metazoa, Chordata, Mammalia, Carnivora, Felidae. The coding region runs from base 187 to 1071 and encodes 294 amino acids. The transcript has 8 exons.
AGCGCAGCCAUGUUUUUGUACGGUGGCGGCGCAAAGCACGCUGGGUCCGAUUGGUUUGGUUUUGAAGGCGUGGACGGCGGGAACUCAACCUUGGCCUGGGUGAGCGAGAGAAGAGCAAGGACAUCUGGGUCCCUAUUAAGGCUUGCCUGCACAACUUCGUAGGAAGGCCGGUGGGAAUCCGAGGAGAUGGAGUGGGCGAAUGACAAGUCCAAAGGAGGUGUUUUAGUUCACUUGGAAAGACUAGAGACUCAAAUGAGCAGAUCCUGUAAAAACUUAGAAGAUCCGCCGAGAGAGACAGCAGAGAGCGAUCUUGGGACCAAGAUUCAUAAACUGAGGUGUCUGCGUGAUAAGCUCAGGGCUGAAGUGAAACAGCGUCAAGCCAGAAUUAAAGCAUCUACUGCCAAUGCAGAACCCGACCAAACAUUGGAGAUCAGUGAGCAAGAAGCUGUGGGAGGAAAAGAGGAAAAUAUGAAAGCCAUUUUGCAGGCAUAUCGUUUUACAGGGCUCAGUGGGAAACGGACCAGCCGAGGGGUCUGUGUCUGCAUCAGCACUGCUUUUGAGGGAAAUUUGCUGGAUUCCUAUUUUGUCGACCUUGUCAUACAGAAGCCACUUCGGAUACAUCACCAUUCAGUUCCAGUCUUCAUUCCCCUAGAGGAGAUAUCUGCAAAAUACUUACAGACUAAUAUUCAGCACUUCCUGUUCUGUCUCUGCGAAUACCUAAAUGCUUACGCUGGGAGGAAGUACCAGGCAGAUCAACUUCAGAGAGACUUUGCAGCCUUUCUGGCUGGGCCCUUGCAGAGAAACUCGCUGUGCAACUUGCUGUCGUUUACUUACAAAGUGGAGCCACAGGGUCGGUCGUUCCCAUUUUGUGCUAGACUGCUGUAUAAGGACCUCACGACAACCCUUCCAACUGACGUCACCAUUACGUACCAAGGGACGGACGCCUCAUCCACUUCAUGGGAAGAACAGCGAGCAUCCCAUGAAAAUCUGUUUUUUACGAAGCCCCUGCAUCAAGUGUUUACUUCGUUUGCAAGAAACGGAGAAAGGUUGGAUAUGAGCCUGGUCUCCUAGAAUAUUAUUUUCACUGAGAACAUGUCAAAAGUAAAAGGAAAUAUUGCACUUUCUGCUCUCAUGACUAAGGUGGCAGGGGUUCCAGAAGAACCUUUCAAGAUUAUCAGGAACAUCAGCAUGAGGGCCGGUUCACCUAGCCCGGACCAUAUGGAGACCAGCAGCUCUCCAGCCUGAAAGAGGCCUUCCACGUGUGCGCCAGGGAGAGCAGCUGGCCGCUCGGUUGUCGAGUCCUGCCAGGUCCUCGUCCGAAGCACAGCUCUCCCACCUGUGCUCCCAGCCCCGCAGCAAAGGCAGCUCUGUCCCACCUCGGAUACGUUCCCGCUCACAGUGGCCGUGGCCUCUCUGGGGGAAGGAGGGCUGGUCAGACCCGGGCUCUGGAAGGAUUGUUCCAGUACUAUGCCUAAGACCCCUACUCUCUGAGGAAGCUACAGGCACGCUGAGGAAUAGUAUGGCCACCCUCAGAGCUCACGUAUCCAUGAACAAAUGAAGGCUUGAGAUUUUUAAACCUAAAGUCUAUGUGAGUGUGCACUUCCAGCAGUUUGGGCAGGUUGGGGCUUGGUCAUUUGUCCUUUCCCAAGGCCUUUCUUUGAUUCCAAAAAACAGAUUCUCCCCUCCCAUUUGGACUGUUGUGGGGCUCGCGGCCAUUCAGGAGUUGUCCACCACCUGGUGGGGCAGGGUGACCGAGGAGCCGUUAGGGAAGACAGCUGGCUUCUCCCGCCCCUUCAAGAAAAAGGUUAGCAGCUCCCCCUUCCCUUUCACAAAGAUGGGCCCUCGCCUCACAAAGCGGAAGCCGUACUCCCGAAGGAUGGCUUGUGUUUCUUCCACCACCUGUGGAGGGAGAACAUAGCGUGAGCUCAGCUGCCCAGAGGGUGUCCACAUGUGGCCCACAGGCCCCAGUCAGCCCGCCUGGAGUGUUGUUCUCCAGAACUGUUGGGCUCAGCCCCUUAUCUGCAUGCCAGCAGGCACAGAGUGGACAGUGGCAGGAUGCGGGGUUGCCUAGGGCCUUUCCCUCUCCCAGUGACCGUGCUCCCUGUCCCCAGAAUCACUCUGUUUUGUCUCUUCUCCCCACUCUGGCGCUUUCCUGCCAUGGGGGUGGCUUCAGGGUAUUGGCUGUUGGCACAAGAUGUAGUUCAUUCCAAGAGGCAGGACAGCCUUACCAGAAACUUUAAACUUUGGAAAUGGGGUCGAAGUAUUUCCUCCCUUCUCCUGAGGCAUCCCUUUCCACCCUUGCCUUUAAUCUUCCAAAAACACCAACUUGAUAACGUGGGCCAACAGAAAGGAAGCAGUAGCAUGUGGCAAAGCACCCCCUAUUCUGACUUUGUUCCCGGUCCCUGGGUCUGAGCACAUGCUUGGCUCUCGCUGGACAUACCUGAAUGUUACCCAUGACCCCUGUGGACUCCAUCCUGCUGGCUACGUUGACCGUAUUGCCCCAGAUGUCAUAAUGUGGUUUCCGGGCUCCAAUGACCCCAGCCAGUACCCCUCCUUUGUUCAUGCCUGGUGUAGAAGCAUAAAAUUAAGCACAGCCACAUGUCACAUUUUGUCAUCAUCCCAUCUCAGAAGCCAUCAACUCCUCCCCCAGAGAAGUUACCACCCGACCCCAACCACAGAGCUCCUAAAUCUGUAACAUUACUCCUGAAGCUUGUCUCUAAGCCACCAGAGGGCAGGCAUGUCUCCUGUUUAUCCUGUCCUUGGCAAAUGUCAGCUGUCCCCAAUAUGCUAACUAAUGUAUGCAGUGUGGAAGUUGACAGUUGCAACACAUAUCUGGUACUUCCAAGUGUCUUGUGACCUCACCCAGGAGUGAGGACCCCACCCCCACCCCCAAUAAGGGCAGCAGGUGACAUUAACUCCUAACAGGCUGGACAAAGGCAGCAAAGGCCUGGGCAGGCACACAGGACUGCUUGGGGAAAUAUCCUGACUUCCCAGCCGGACUCCUAAGGCAUGCUUUUCACGGUCAACAGUACAGGACAGACCGCUAACCAUCAUUUUGUCAGAUGUGUGGUCUGAACAUCUGGAAGAGAUCCCUGAGGUCCCAAAGCUGUGACCAUGUGGCCUUCCUCAACCUAAAUGCCUCAGGGCUAAGUCCUCUUCCCUCCUGAUGCGCUGAGUCCCUUGUGUCAGAGGAACACAUCGAGGAGCAGACAAGCCUGAAGCCCUUACCUAUGCGCAGCAUGAAGUUGUUGAAGGACUGGUUGUUGAUGUUGGUGAGUGUGUCCUUCAUGGCCAGAGCGAAGUCAGCCAGGUCAGCCAGGUGCUGCCAGCGCUCCCGGUCAGACUUUUCCUCCUGCGCCAAGGAGCGGCCGUGAGGGCAGCAGGAGCCAGCGUGGGCACCUUCCUCCCCUUCACGGUAUUAUUGAGGUGAGUUCCUACAGCUACGUGUUAAAGGCCUUAUUCGCCACUUCCUCCCACAGACAAGUCCAUGACCUCUGCCUCUGUGUGUCACUGACGCUUCACCUGGGUCCCUUUGGAUCCAGGGCAAAGCCCGGGCAGUGGUGGGGAAGACACGUCCUGUCAAGUCACUUCCUGUCUGCCAUGUAGCAGAUCAAUCCUGCCUCAUCACCACCUUGCCCGAACCUGGUCUUAUAAUUUUGAGAUAGCUGUCCUCACUUUGAUUCCUGAGCUAGAUUAUAAGCACUGGAAGGUCAUGAACCAUCUUAGAUGCAUUUCUUUAGCCUCAUCCAUAGAAUGGAGACGGUAGCAACACUUACAUAGUAUAGGACAGUUAUAAGACAAAACAGGAUGAUAGCAGUGUAGGAAGAGCUCUUGGGACCAGGGCCCCCACAGCUCCUCUCCUCCUCUGGAACGAGCUAGCUAAAUGGCUAGGUCCACAGGUCUGAUUCAACAAGAGGACAGGCCGACGCCAGCCGGUGAGCUCUGAAGACCCCUCUUCUAUAAUAAAACUGCUUCCAAUCUGGAUGUCGUCAUUGUUACAUAAUUGUGUGGAUGGUUUCCACUCCCUGGUUCUUUCCAAAGUAUAGAACACGAAGGGAGCAUGGCCACAGUUGAAGCAGCUUACACCCGGGUUAAGCUGUGCAGCAAUGGAGGGGUUGUGUGUCCUAUUUCUCUGCUCAUUAAACUUUGCCAAUAAACCUGAUUUUAAAUUUGCA